GACUGUAGACAUUAUCCAGGAGUAUAAUAUUCUGCAUGGGGAAGUGAAACGGACUAUGGUAGUAUAAAAUUCUGGUGACUUUAUUGGCCAAGGAUUCCAGCCCUCUACAAGAUGGCGGAUUUGCCCAAUGUUGAUCUGUUUUCUGAGAUUUACGACCUAAGUAUGUAUGUCAACGGUAAGAGUGAAGGCAAAUUUGAUUUCUUUGGUAUUGAUGAAAACAUUGAGUUGAAUACUGGCAUCCCAAGCCAUGGCCUCAUGGAUAACGAUGCCAUGCUGGCUGUUGACUCCAGCAAUGCCCUUCUUGGGGAUCCUCUGCUCAACCUAUUUGAUCAGAAUGAUUUGCUUGAGCUUCAGUCGGCAGUCCCCAGUCACACCCCUGAGACUCUCAUGCCAGUUUCCCUUCCAGCUGGCACUCCAUCGCAUCCCAGCGCAUCUGACGUCUACCCCCACCUGCAGUCCUGUUCUCCUGCUGAAGGCUCUCCAACACACUCCAGUCAUCCUGGUGGGUCUGAAUUGAGGUCUUCUGCACCAUCUUCCCGACCUACUCCUGAUUCAGAAGUAAAACGCACUAUUCUAGUCACUUCUGGUGGGACUGGUGCGUGUUCCCCCUACCGCAUUGUUGUGAAGACCAGGAAGCAGCCUGUCAGCAAGAUGGUGGCUCCCUUGUCACUACAGAAGCCAUCCCACAACUUGGUGAAGAUCCCAAAGGUGGGAUCCACGGCACCAGUGGUUCGCAUGCAAGCCAUUCGUUCGGGUGGUAAGCUGGGACCCCUUACACAGGCUAACAUAACCCGAACAUGCCUCAUCCCACCUGCGGUAGCCACAAACCACCAGUCAGUGCCGGGACAAGACCAGGCCACUUCCGGCUGCUCCAGUGGGGAAGCCACAGUCCCUAGAGAACAUCACCCAUUUAGGUCACUUCGUGUAAAACGCCUCUCGGAAACUUCAGAUGGCAGUCAGACGAACCCUACAGAAGAGCAACCGUGUAGGUCACUUCGGGUGAAGCGCCUUUCUGGAACAUCUGACAGCAGUGAGUGUUCCUCCUCUGGACAAAAGAGAAAAGCGUAUGAACUUGAGCCUCAACCUAACCCACAUAUGGAGCGCUGCCGUCAAAAUGCAAUUAAUGCAAAGCGCAACCGGGACAUGAAGAAAGCUCGCAUGGCAGACCUGGAACGUAAAGUGGAAGAUGUCAGCCGGGAGCGUGAUCAGCUGGCGGGGGAGAAUGAGAGUCUCAGGGAAGCUAAGCUUAAGCUCGAACAGCAAGUGAAGCACCUUAACAACAUUCUGAAGAAUCAGUCAAAGCUGUCGUCGCUCAUCGGAAAACUGAGCCCCUCUAGUGUGAUCCUUGGUGACAUGUCCUCGAAUGGAAGUGAAGACGAUAUUAUUACGAGUGCCAGCGGGAGGUGACUGGAAUGGGCUGCAGCAGAGUCACGGCACAGGUGGGAUGGGACCCCCUGAUCCUAUAAUUGGACAGGGGCCCGUCCCAACCUCACCGUUCUAGCCCCCUGCUACCUGUCCCCUCUCUUGCUACUUCGCUGGCCACCAGUUGCUGCGCUCUUCUAAAAGUUAAGUAUGUCGGGUGAGUCCGUAGGCUUAGCCAUGAAGAUUUGCAGGUCAUUAACAUUUAAAAUUUAAUUCCUGAAUGACUAAAGUAACCUGAAUUGUUUAUGGCAUGGGUUUUAUGUGAUUAUUGCAGUAACAUACAUUCAGCUCAUUUCAGAUACCUGCUUGUUUGAGGUUUGUUUCAGUAAACAGGAAUCUGCAGAAAAUACAUAGCUAUUGGCCAAAAUUCUGUUUAUAUUUUCUCAGCUUGUAGCUCCCUGGGUAUUAGCUAAUAGCCAAUUUCAUAUAUGAUAUUUUCAUUAAAAUUCUGGUGUAAAUGAAUUUUAUUUUAUGUAAUUUCAGUAUGAAAGUAUAGUUAUUCAUGAAAUACAUUUUGUAAGAUCUGUUUGAAAAUAGAUACAAUCAGCAUACAAGUAUAUUGAUGUAUCUGUAUUGACAUUACAGUAUACUGGGUAAUUUGUAUGACUUGUAAUGCAAACUGUUAUUUGGAGAAUGAUAAUUACAGAAUAAUAAUUGUUACCCUUGGAUGUGUGGUUCAAAGGAUGUUUUGCGGAUUAUUUUAAGUCAACCCGGUGUUUAAACCAGUGUCUCAAUGUUCUGGCUCUGACUAAGCCAGGUGUAGAACAGAGUGUGUUCUUGUUUCACAUUUGCAUGUAUAGAUGGUUAUGGCAUUUCCAGGGAGAUACAAGUGUACAUGGCAUUCUACAUGGCUAAGUUGCACUGCAAAUGAUUGGAUGGUAAAUAUAUCCAUGGAGUGAACUGUAUAUACCUCGUGCGCAUUGUACAAAGAAAUAAUUUUUCAUAUCGAGAAUCAUAUUUUUAUAAAAUAAAAUUCAUUGUAAC
Messenger RNA from Homarus americanus (American lobster), 2406 nucleotides. RefSeq lists its product as uncharacterized. Gene Ontology annotation, cellular component: nucleus. NCBI's taxonomy places the organism in Eukaryota, Metazoa, Arthropoda, Malacostraca, Decapoda, Nephropidae. The record is from RefSeq and is a predicted model, not a curated record. Gene Ontology annotation, molecular function: DNA-binding transcription factor activity, RNA polymerase II-specific; RNA polymerase II transcription regulatory region sequence-specific DNA binding. The transcript has 3 exons. Bases 112 to 1407 code for a protein of 431 amino acids.